GUUUUGUGGGUGAUUUCUUUUCUGCGACUGAUUUGUUUCCUCUGAAGCACCAUGCGCUCCUUUGUGACAACCAUCGUGGCGCCAUUGCUGUUCAUGUCCCUGGCAAAAACAGGACUCGCGCUCGAUUGUGACUUUUGUUACGGGGAAGAGGAUUGCUCGCUCGGAAGGGACGUACCGGUGGUGAGGUGCGACGAAGAGUCCGUUCAAUUGACCAACAGUAGCCUGGCCAGCUUCAUCCGCCCGUUGCGUACCGCGCUCCCCACGACCCGCCACACCUACGAGUGCGUCCACGUGCGUGCCACCUCCGUGAGUGGCCACGUGUUUCUGUUUGUUCGUGGGUGCGUGCACCGGCUGGAAGGAGCGGGACGCUUUUGUUCCCUGUCACACGCCGCCUUCCAAGGAUCGCUCGAGUGUGUAGCCUGCGAUGGCGAGGACCGCUGCAAUAACAUUCCCUUGCUAGAGGCCGGCAGCGGAGCGUCUGAUGUCGAAACAGGCAGGUCACUGAUCUCGUUAAUGUUUGCCUCGUUAGUGGUGGUUUCUGUAGCCCGCAACGUCGCCGCAUCGUACAGCUGAUGGAUCAAUAAAAGAAGUACA
Messenger RNA from Anopheles coustani, 594 nucleotides. RefSeq lists its product as uncharacterized. The record is from RefSeq and is a predicted model, not a curated record. The transcript is spliced from 2 exons. Lineage: Eukaryota; Metazoa; Arthropoda; Insecta; Diptera; Culicidae. The coding region runs from base 52 to 573 and encodes 173 amino acids.